Molecule: messenger RNA, 10162 nt
Organism: Dermochelys coriacea (leatherback sea turtle)
Lineage: Eukaryota; Metazoa; Chordata; Testudines; Dermochelyidae
Gene: TENM3
Product: teneurin transmembrane protein 3
Exons: 43
Coding region: 1058-9535 (2825 amino acids)
Biological process (GO): signal transduction; heterophilic cell-cell adhesion; neuron development
Cellular component (GO): neuron projection; membrane
Molecular function (GO): protein heterodimerization activity; cell adhesion molecule binding; protein homodimerization activity
Source: RefSeq, a predicted model, not a curated record
CAGAUAAGAAAAUACCAGUUGCAGGCAUUAAUAGUCUGUUAUAGCAGUCAGAGGAGGAAUUUAAUGAGAAUUAUUAACCAUGUUCAUGACGAAAAUUUGUCCAGAAAACUGAAUUUCAUACAAUCAGAGAAAUGUGGGGCUGAAAGACACCUGGGAUGAAGCAGUACCAGGUUGACUACUGGGAAUGCCUGCACAUGAUGGAAGAGAACAGGAUUGAAGACUGUACUUCCAGAAGCAACCUCCUCUAACACACAUCCAGAAAAACUGAAAGCUAAAGAAAGGAAAGGACAGAAUACCCUCUGGAUUUUCUUCCCAUGUGCAGAGUAUACUUACUGAAGCAUUCAAUCAACUCCGAGGAUCAAUGUAUUUGUGAAUAUUCCAUUUUAAGGGUCUGCCAAAGAUGGGAAAGUCUUUCAAAAGGCAGUAACUUCAAGCUGUCGUAAACAUUGUAUCUGCUGCAAGGAAAUAACAGUUGGUGAUGCAAUUUUAUUCUAUUGAUUUAACAGCCCAUUCAGAGCAAGGGCUGUGAGACUACGACAACCUGUCCCUAGUGUAAUGUCAAUGUCGACUAUCACUUUGGCAGAAUCUGCCAGCUCAGUGAAAACUAAAAGAGUCCCUCCUCCUGUUUUUUCAUCUGCUGGUGGCAUUCAAAGUGACCUUGCCUUGUAAAUAUUGAUUUCUGAUACUUAAAAAUCUGAGCGUUUUUUCCAAGAGAAGAACAACAGUUGAUGCAAUCUGGUAGAAAGAUUACUCUGCUGAGAUGAGCUCUUAAUUAAUGCACAGAGAGCCUGAAAGUCCCACCUCUCAACGGUGACGAUUGGCAUUCAAGGAUACAUAAAUUACACUAAUUGAGCUUUGCAUCUAUACAGUUUUUCCACAGCCAACUCAUCAGAGAAGAUUUCUGGAUUGUUUGUGACCUGCUGGAGUAAAACCGUUGUAGUAAACUCAGAAAACAAAGAGCUCCUGAGUGAAGAAAGAAGAAAAUGUGGACAUAAAUUAAAUGUAGAGAAGAGUUUUCAAGUAAGCUGGGCUGAUGUGCAUAUAGAAGGAAUGAAGUAUGGAUGUGAAAGAACGUAGGCCUUAUUGCUCCCUGACAAAGAGCAGAAGAGACAAAGAACGACGUUACACAAAUUCUUCAGCAGAAAAUGAGGAGUGCAGAGUGCCUACGCAGAAGUCAUACAGUUCAAGUGAAACCCUGAAAGCUUUUGAUCAUGAUUCCUCCAGGUUGUUGUAUGGAAACCGGGUAAAGGACUUAGUCCACAGGGAAGCAGAUGAGUAUACCAGGCAAGGACAAAAUUUUACCCUAAGGCAGUUAGGAGUUUGUGAACCAGCAACUCGUCGAGGACUGGCAUUUUGUGCGGAAAUGGGGCUCCCCCACAGAGGUUACUCUGUCAGUGCAGGGUCAGAUGCUGAUACUGAAAAUGAAGGAGUGAUGUCUCCAGAGCAUGCCAUGAGACUUUGGGGCAGGGGGGUCAAAUCAGGGCGCAGUUCCUGUCUAUCAAGCCGUUCCAACUCAGCCCUCACUCUGACUGAUACUGAACACGAAAACAAGUCCGACAGUGAGAAUGGUCCUCCCAUGCCAUCCUCUUCAUCUAGUCCAUCCGUCAUUGAACAUUUACAUUCCCUUCCUCCAUCACCCAAUCGCCAUGACAACCAGAGGUGGUUGUUAAGUACCAAUGCCAUCCAGCCAGUUCAGGACUCUGAUACAGAUGAGGACUAUACUGCCAGCACUUAUCUAGUACAGACCGGUACUGUUUCAGUUUUCCCCCCAGAUCAUGAGCAACCUCCAAAUAACCAAGGCCAGUCGACCCUGCAACCUUUGCCACCUUCUCACAAGCAGCAUUCAGCACAGCAUCAUCCAUCUAUCACCUCCCUUAACAGAAACUCAUUGACAAAUAGGAGGAAUCAGAGUCCGGCCCCGCCGGCUGCUUUGCCCGCCGAGCUGCAAACCACACCCGAGUCGGUCCAGCUGCAGGACAGCUGGGUCCUUGGCAGUAAUGUGCCACUGGAAAGCAGACAAUUAGGAAAUCAAGCAGUUCUUGCAAAUGGUCAUGACAGCCUUAUAGAGAUGGAUGUGUUUACUCCAACAUGCCAGGAUAGCAGUUAUGGGGAUGGGCAUUUCUUAUUCAAAACAGGAACAGGGACAACACCACUGUUCAGUACUGCAACACCAGGUUACACAAUGGCAUCUGGCUCUGUUUAUUCCCCCCCUACUCGGCCACUACCUAGAAAUACACUAUCAAGAAGUGCUUUUAAAUUCAAGAAGUCUUCAAAGUACUGUAGCUGGAAAUGUACUGCACUCUGUGCUGUAGGAGUCUCAGUGCUACUGGCAAUACUGCUAUCCUACUUUAUAGCAAUGCAUCUCUUUGGCCUCAACUGGCAGUUACAACAGACUGAAAAUGACACAUUUGAGAAUGGAAAAGUGAAUGCUGAUACCAUGCCAACAAACACUGUAUCGUUACCUUCUGGUGAAAAUGUAAAAUUAGGGGGAUUUGCACAAGAAAACAACACAAUAGAUUCUGGAGAACUUGAUAUAGGCCGAAGAGCAAUACAAGAGGUUCCUCCAGGGAUCUUCUGGAGAUCACAGCUCUUCAUUGAUCAGCCACAGUUUCUAAAAUUCAAUAUCUCCCUUCAGAAAGAUGCACUGAUUGGAGUAUAUGGCCGAAAAGGCUUACCCCCAUCACAUACCCAGUAUGACUUUGUGGAACUCCUUGAUGGUAGCAGGUUGAUUGCAAGAGAACAGCGCAACCUGCUUGAAUCAGAGAGAGCAGGCCGACAGACAAGGUCUAUCAGUCUCCAUGAGGCAGGUUUUAUCCAGUAUUUGGAUUCUGGAGUCUGGCAUCUGGCUUUUUAUAAUGAUGGGAAAAAUGCAGAGCAGGUGUCUUUUAAUACCAUUGUUAUAGAGUCUGUAGUGGAAUGCCCCCGAAAUUGCCAUGGGAACGGAGAGUGUGUUUCUGGAUCAUGCCAUUGUUUUCCUGGAUUUCUGGGCCCUGAUUGUUCAAGAGCAGCCUGCCCAGUAUUGUGUAGUGGCAACGGGCAGUAUUCCAAAGGGCGCUGUCUCUGUUUCAGCGGUUGGAAGGGUACAGAGUGUGAUGUGCCUACCACCCAGUGUAUUGAUCCUCAGUGUGGGGGCCGUGGGAUUUGUAUCAUGGGCUCUUGUGCCUGCAACUCUGGGUACAAAGGAGAAAACUGUGAAGAAGCUGAUUGCUUAGACCCAGCCUGUUCCAGUCAUGGUGUGUGUAUCCAUGGAGAGUGCCACUGUAAUCCAGGAUGGGGUGGUAGCAACUGUGAAAUACUAAAGACAAUGUGUCCAGACCAGUGCUCUGGUCAUGGGACGUACCUUCAAGAAAGUGGUACCUGCACUUGUGACCCUAAUUGGACAGGUGCAGAUUGCUCAAAUGAAAUCUGUUCCGUGGACUGUGGCUCUCAUGGUGUUUGCAUGGGUGGAACAUGUCGUUGCGAAGAAGGUUGGACUGGACCAGCCUGCAAUCAAAGAGCCUGCCACCCUCGCUGUGCUGAACACGGAACCUGUAAAGAUGGGAAGUGUGAAUGUAGCCAGGGAUGGAACGGAGAGCACUGUACUAUUGCUCACUAUUUGGAUAAGAUAGUUAAAGCAGACAAGAUAGGAUAUAAAGAGGGCUGCCCUGGUCUGUGCAAUAGCAAUGGAAGAUGUACAUUGGACCAAAAUGGUUGGCAUUGUGUUUGCCAGCCAGGAUGGAGAGGAGCAGGAUGUGAUGUAGCCAUGGAAACUUUGUGCACUGAUAGCAAGGACAAUGAAGGAGAUGGAUUAAUUGACUGCAUGGAUCCUGACUGUUGCUUGCAGAGUUCCUGCCAAAAUCAGCCCUAUUGUCGUGGACUGCCUGAUCCCCAAGAUAUCAUUAGCCAAAGCCAACAAUCACCAUCUCAGCAAGCUGCCAAAUCUUUUUAUGACAGGAUCAGUUUUCUUACAGGGCCAGACAGCACCCAUGUAAUACCUGGAGAAAAUCCAUUCAAUAAGAGCCUUGCAUCUGUCAUCAGGGGCCAAGUAUUAACUGCCGAUGGAACGCCACUCAUUGGAGUUAAUGUCUCCUUUUUACAUUAUCCAGAAUAUGGUUAUACAAUCACUCGCCAAGAUGGAAUGUUUGACUUGGUAGCAAAUGGUGGUGCAUCUCUAACUCUAGUGUUUGAAAGAUCACCAUUCCUCACACAGUAUCACACAGUGUGGAUUCCGUGGAAUGUCUUUUAUGUCAUGGAUACCCUGGUCAUGAAGAAGGAGGAGAAUGACAUUCCCAGCUGUGAUCUGAGUGGAUUUGUGAGGCCAAACCCUGUCAUUGUGUCAUCACCUUUAUCCACCUUCUUUAGGAUUUCUCCUGAAGACAGUCCCAUUAUCCCUGAGACACAGGUACUUCAUGAAGAGACUACAAUUCCAGGAACUGAUUUGAAAUUAUCAUACUUAAGCUCCAGAGCUGCAGGAUAUAAAUCAGUUCUUAAGAUCACCAUGACCCAGUCUGUUAUACCAUUUAACUUAAUGAAAGUUCAUCUCAUGGUGGCAGUGGUCGGAAGACUUUUCCAGAAAUGGUUCCCUGCAUCCCCAAAUCUGGCUUACACUUUCAUAUGGGAUAAAACUGAUGCAUACAACCAGAAGGUCUAUGGCUUAUCUGAAGCUGUUGUGUCUGUGGGUUAUGAAUAUGAGUCUUGUUUGGAUCUAACUCUCUGGGAAAAGCGGACUGCCAUUUUGCAGGGAUAUGAACUGGAUGCCUCUAACAUGGGUGGUUGGACAUUGGAUAAACAUCAUGUGUUGGAUGUUCAGAAUGGUAUCCUCUACAAAGGAAAUGGUGAAAAUCAAUUUAUUUCUCAGCAACCUCCAGUUGUUAGUAGCAUCAUGGGCAAUGGACGAAGACGCAGCAUCUCAUGCCCAAGUUGCAAUGGCCAAGCUGAUGGUAAUAAACUACUAGCUCCAGUAGCCUUAGCUUGUGGUAUAGAUGGCAGCCUGUAUGUAGGGGAUUUCAACUAUGUUCGGCGGAUCUUCCCAUCUGGAAAUGUAACUAGUGUGCUUGAACUCAGAAAUAAAGAUUUUAGACAUAGCAGCAACCCAGCUCACAGAUACUACCUUGCAACUGACCCAGUCACAGGAGAUUUGUAUGUUUCUGACACUAACACACGCAGGAUCUAUCGUCCAAAGUCACUCACUGCUGCAAAAGACCUGACAAAAAAUGCUGAUGUAGUAGCAGGAACUGGAGAACAGUGCCUUCCAUUUGAUGAGGCAAGAUGUGGUGAUGGAGGCAAGGCUGUGGAAGCAACGCUCAUGAGUCCCAAAGGACUGGCAAUUGACAAAAAUGGAUUAAUCUACUUUGUUGAUGGGACCAUGAUUAGAAAAGUGGAUCAAAAUGGAAUAAUAUCAACUUUGCUUGGCUCUAAUGAUCUAACCUCAGCACGACCUCUAACAUGUGACACUAGCAUGCACAUCAGCCAGGUACGUCUGGAAUGGCCCACAGAUUUGGCUAUCAAUCCAAUGGAUAACUCCAUUUAUGUUUUGGAUAACAAUGUAGUUUUGCAGAUCACUGAAAAUCGUCAGGUCCGUAUUGCAGCUGGGAGACCAAUGCACUGCCAAGUGCCUGGCGUGGAGUACUCUGUCGGAAAGCAUGCUGUACAGACCACUUUAGAAUCAGCAACGGCUAUAGCGGUGUCCUACAGUGGGGUACUUUAUAUUACAGAAACUGAUGAAAAAAAGAUUAACAGAAUAAGGCAGGUCACAACUGAUGGAGAGAUCUCGUUAGUUGCUGGAAUACCAUCAGAGUGUGAUUGCAAAAAUGAUGUCAACUGUGACUGUUACCAAAGUGGUGAUGGCUAUGCUAAAGAUGCCAAACUUAAUGCCCCUUCCUCCUUGGCUGUGUCUCCAGAUGGUACAUUGUACAUUGCUGAUCUUGGAAAUAUUCGGAUACGAGCUGUGUCAAAGAACAAGCCCUUGCUGAAUUCAGUGAACUUUUAUGAAGUUGCCUCUCCAACUGAUCAAGAGCUCUAUAUCUUCGAUGUCAAUGGUACUCACCAGUACACAAUGAGUUUAGUCACUGGAGACUAUCUGUACAAUUUUAGCUACAGUAAUGAUAAUGAUAUUACAGCAGUAACCGAUAGCAAUGGAAACACACUUCGUAUCAGACGGGAUCCCAAUCGGAUGCCAGUGAGAGUGGUGUCUCCUGAUAACCAAGUGAUCUGGUUGACUAUAGGCACAAAUGGAUGCCUGAAAAGCAUGACUGCCCAAGGACAAGAGCUUGUUUUAUUUACUUACCAUGGCAACAGUGGGCUUCUGGCAACUAAAAGUGAUGAGACUGGAUGGACUACAUUUUUUGACUAUGACAGUGAGGGUCGUCUCACAAAUGUUACAUUUCCAACUGGAGUGGUCACUAACCUUCACGGGGAAAUGGAAAGGGCCAUUACAGUGGACAUUGAAUCAUCUAGCAGAGAGGAAGAUGUCAGCAUCACUUCAAACUUAUCAUCAAUUGAUUCUUUCUAUACCAUGGUUCAAGAUCAGUUAAGGAACAGCUACCAGAUUGGCUAUGAUGGCUCCCUCAGAAUUAUCUAUGCCAGUGGCAUGGAUUCACAUUACCAAACAGAACCGCAUGUUUUAGCUGGCACAGCCAAUCCAACAGUAGCAAAAAGAAACAUGACUCUCCCAGGAGAAAAUGGACAGAAUUUAGUAGAAUGGAGAUUCCGAAAAGAACAAGCCCAGGGAAAAGUCAAUGUGUUUGGCCGAAAGCUAAGGGUUAAUGGCAGAAACCUCCUUUCAGUCGACUUUGAUCGAACCACAAAGACAGAAAAGAUCUAUGAUGACCACCGUAAAUUUCUGCUGAGGAUUGCCUACGACACAUCAGGGCAUCCAACUCUCUGGCUGCCAAGCAGCAAGCUGAUGGCUGUCAAUGUUACCUAUUCAUCUACAGGUCAAAUUGGCAGUAUUCAGCGAGGAACCACUAGUGAAAAAGUAGACUAUGAUGGGCAGGGAAGGAUUGUAUCUAGAGUAUUUGCUGAUGGAAAAACUUGGAGUUACACCUAUCUGGAAAAGUCAAUGGUCCUCCUGCUUCAUAGCCAACGGCAGUACAUCUUUGAAUAUGAUCUGUUGGAUCGGCUUUCUGCAAUCACCAUGCCCAGCGUUGCUCGUCAUACCAUGCAAACCAUUCGUUCCAUUGGCUAUUACCGGAACAUAUACAACCCCCCUGAAAGCAACGCCUCUGUUAUCAUGGACUACAAUGAAGAAGGACAGCUCCUUCAAACAGCUUUCUUGGGUACAAGCCGAAGAGUCUUGUUCAAAUAUAGAAGGCAGACUAAGCUCUCAGAAAUUUUGUAUGAUAGUACAAGAGUCAGUUUUACUUAUGAUGAGACAGCAGGUGUUCUGAAAACAGUAAACCUCCAGAGUGAUGGUUUUAUCUGCACCAUUAGAUACAGGCAAAUCGGCCCAUUGAUUGACAGACAGAUUUUCCGCUUUAGUGAAGACGGAAUGGUAAAUGCUCGAUUUGACUACAGCUAUGACAAUAGCUUCAGAGUGACUAGCAUGCAAGGUGUCAUCAAUGAAACCCCAUUGCCUAUUGAUCUCUACCAGUUUGAUGAUAUCUCUGGUAAAGUUGAGCAGUUUGGAAAAUUUGGAGUUAUAUAUUAUGAUAUUAACCAGAUAAUUUCCACAGCUGUAAUGACUUACACAAAACACUUUGAUGCUCAUGGCCGCAUCAAAGAAAUUCAGUAUGAAAUCUUUAGGUCGCUAAUGUACUGGAUUACAAUUCAGUAUGAUAACAUGGGGCGAGUGACUAAAAGAGAAAUUAAAAUUGGGCCAUUUGCCAACACCACCAAAUAUGCUUAUGAAUACGAUGUUGAUGGUCAGCUCCAGACAGUUUAUCUAAAUGAAAAAAUCAUGUGGCGAUACAACUAUGAUUUAAAUGGCAACCUCCAUUUGCUCAACCCUAGUAACAGUGCCCGUUUAACACCACUUCGCUAUGACCUGAGAGACAGAAUCACUCGACUAGGUGAUGUUCAGUACCGAUUAGAUGAAGAUGGAUUCCUGCGUCAGAGGGGUACUGAGAUCUUUGAAUACAGCUCAAAGGGCCUUCUCACUAGAGUUUACAGCAAAGGCAGCGGGUGGACAGUAAUAUACCGUUAUGAUGGACUAGGACGACGGGUUUCCAGUAAAACUAGCCUUGGACAGCACCUCCAGUUUUUUUAUGCAGACCUUACUUAUCCAACGAGGAUAACUCAUGUAUAUAACCAUUCAAGCUCUGAGAUCACUUCUCUUUACUAUGACCUGCAAGGGCACCUUUUUGCCAUGGAGAUUAGCAGUGGCGAUGAGUUUUACAUUGCCUCAGACAACACUGGGACACCACUGGCUGUCUUUAGUAGCAACGGUCUGAUGCUUAAACAAAUUCAGUACACUGCUUAUGGCGAGAUCUAUUUUGACUCCAACCUUGACUUUCAGUUGGUAAUAGGAUUCCAUGGAGGCUUGUAUGACCCAUUGACCAAACUAGUCCAUUUUGGAGAAAGAGAUUAUGACAUAUUGGCAGGCCGCUGGACUACACCUGACAUUGAAAUCUGGAAAAGAAUUGGGAAGGAUCCAGCUCCUUUUAACCUCUACAUGUUUAGAAAUAACAAUCCAGCCAGUAAAAUACAUGAUGUGAAGGAUUAUAUCACAGAUGUUAACAGCUGGCUGGUGACCUUUGGUUUCCAUCUGCACAAUGCCAUACCUGGUUUUCCUGUUCCCAAAUUUGAUUUAACAGAGCCUUCAUAUGAACUUUUGAAGAGUCAGCAAUGGGACGAUAUACCGCCAAUUUCUGGAGUGCAACAACAAGUGGCAAAGCAAGCGAAGGCUUUCCUGUCCCUGGGAAAGAUGGCAGAAGUUCAAAUCAGUAGACCCAAAUCCAACGGAGAGAAGUCAUGGCUGUGGUUUGCGACAGUGAAGUCUUUGAUUGGGAAAGGGGUUAUGCUCGCUGUCAAUCAAGGGAAAGUGCUGACUAAUGUGCUCAACAUUGCAAAUGAGGACUGCAUAAAAGUGGCAGCUGUUCUGAACAAUGCCUACUACCUGGAAAACUUGCAUUUCACCAUUGAGGGGAAGGACACUCACUAUUUCAUCAAGACCACCUCCCCGGAGAGCGAUCUCGGCACAUUGAGGCUGACGAGUGGGCGCAAAGCCCUGGAAAAUGGCAUCAACGUGACCGUUUCCCAGUCCACCACAGUGGUGAAUGGCAGGACUCGUAGGUUUGCUGAUGUCGAAAUGCAGUAUGGUGCGUUAGCUCUUCACGUCCGCUACGGCAUGACACUCGAUGAGGAGAAGGCACGAAUAUUGGAACAGGCUAGGCAAAGAGCUCUGUCCAACGCCUGGGCUAGAGAACAACAAAGAGUAAGAGAUGGAGAGGAAGGUGCCAGGUUAUGGACCGAAGGGGAAAAGAGGCAGCUGCUAAGUGCUGGAAAGGUACAAGGAUAUGAUGGGUACUAUGUACUCUCUGUGGAGCAAUACCCUGAAUUAGCAGACAGCGCUAACAAUAUACAGUUCCUUAGACAAAGUGAGAUAGGAAAGAGGUAACAUACUGGCUUAGCUGAGGCUGCCAAAGAGACUGACGGUGUAUCAGUGUCUUCUGAAAGGGAGAUGAAACUGUUUUGCUGGAUUACUACUUGAGCCUAAACUUAUACCUUUGCUCAGAUUUUGCUGUAGCACAGUCUGAAUAGACUCUACAAAGAAAAGAGAGCCUUCCAGAAGAAUGAUACUGCUAAAAACAAAACUUUUUUUUCUGAAUGACCUUAAAGGUGAUCUGCUUUAAAGAAUAUGUUUACAUAUGCAUAUCGCUGCACUCAAGUUGGACUGAAAGUAUUAAAAAAAAAAAAAAAAAAAAAAAGGCCUAAAGAUUUUGCAACAGGCUGUCUCUUCCUUUGAGCACUGUAUUUAAUUACAAUACAGAUCCAUACAGUGUUUCCAAAUAUUACCGAAUUGUUGACCUUUGCUUACAAGAAGUAAUCUCUCUCUCUCUCUCUCUCUCCCUCUCUCUGCAUAGGAUGUGAUAUAUAGCUCUGUUCAUUUUACAGUGUGGGGCAGAAAUUGUUUAUAGACAACCCAACUGCUUUAAAUUGUGCUGCUUUCUAAAAGGACAUUGGCACAGUGACUUAUGCUAUCAUGUGAAUUUAAUAAUGGAUUUUACAAUGCUAACAUGGUUUG